Messenger RNA from Malassezia pachydermatis, 2568 nucleotides. Its product is annotated as vacuole-associated enzyme activator complex component. Bases 1 to 2568 code for a protein of 855 amino acids. Gene Ontology annotation, cellular component: endosome membrane; fungal-type vacuole membrane; PAS complex. The record is from RefSeq and is a predicted model, not a curated record. Lineage: Eukaryota; Fungi; Basidiomycota; Malasseziomycetes; Malasseziales; Malasseziaceae. The transcript has 3 exons. Gene Ontology annotation, biological process: phosphatidylinositol biosynthetic process; positive regulation of kinase activity.
AUGGAACCUUCAACGCAAAAGGCGCUCUUCGAUCGCGUCUACGACAAGCGAAAAGCUGCGGCACUGGAAUUGGAGCGCUAUGUACGUGACUGCCUAUCUCGCGGCGAUCGUGCACGUAUCGACCAGAUUGUCCAGCAACUCUGUACCUACCUUACGCAACGCCCUCCACCGAACCCGAAUGCUCGCAAUGGUGGUCUGAUUGGCUUGGCUGGCAUGGGCAUUGCGCUGGGCCAGGAGUUUGCGACGUACUUGGACCAGUUCAUCGGCCCUGUGCUCGCCUGCUUUAGCGAUCCCGAUCCAAAGACACGCUACUUUGCGUGCGAAAGUUUUUACAACAUUGCAAAGGUAUGCAAGGGCGAGAUCCUGGUGUACUUUAAUGACGUGUUUGUUGUGCUUGCGCGUCUGGCUGCCGACGCGGAAGUCUCGGUCAAGAACGGCGCGGAGCUUUUGGAUCGCCUGUUCAAAGAUAUUGUAUGCGAGGCUGCGCCGCAUUAUGUGUCUGUGUACCAAGAUGUGGCGCGUGUACGUGCCAAGCAGGACCGCGAAACUGGCACGAUCGGGGGUCCCCAUGAGCUGUACGUGGCGCGUGAGAAGGCCGAGCAUGAGCGGUAUAUGAGCGAGCAGCAUGAACAGCAUGAUCACCGCAAUACGGUCAUGAACAAAGCGUUCUCUCUCGCGCGCCUUGUCCCGCUGCUUGCCGAGCGGAUGCAGGUCGUCAGUCCGCUCACACGCAACUACCUGGUGAGCUGGAUUGCCGUGCUGGACUCGGUGCCAGACUUGCAGUUGGUCGCCUACCUCAGUGUGUUUUUGAAGCACUUGUUCCAGUACCUAAGUGACCCCAAUACGGAUGUGCGUGUGGCUACGGCCGACGUUCUCGCCCACUUUCUGCAUGAAAUUCGUGAGGCGGCGCAGCACCACCAAACGUCCAAGACGACGACUAGGAGUGCGAAGAAAAACGAGGACGUGCGCAUGCCUGACGCGGAGAUGCCCCCCUCCGACGUCGAGGCGGACGACGAGGCGCCUGCGGACCCUGCCGUCGACGAGCCUGACAACCUGGUCUGGGUCCACAGCGGCGAAGUGCGCAUUGAGUACGGUGCGAUUCUUGAGAUUCUGCUCGAGCAGGUGCAAAACAGCGACGAGGAAAUCCAAGCCACGACAUUUGAGUGGCUUACAGAGUUCCUGCUGGUGGUGCCGGACAUGGUCGUGCCAUACACGUCUCGCCUGCUUACCGCGAUCCUUCCCUGCCUGGCCCACCCCUCGCCGGCCAUUCAAACAGCCGCCAUGGACUCCAACAAGCAGCUGUUCACGGCGGUGAAAGAACUCCCGCCGCCGCCUUCGAUGGAGGCAGACUCGCCCUCGCUUGACUACUUUGCGACGACGCAAGCGCUGAAGCAGCACCUUCUUGAUGAAAACGAAAAGACGCGACUCAAUGCGCUGGAAUGGCUGAUUAUGCUGCAUGCCAAGUCGCCUUCGAAACUGUUUUCUAUGGAAGAUGGCAGCGUGUCCGUCCUACUGCGCGUCCUGUCCGAUCCCAGUGAAGAUGUGAUUCUGUGCAAUAUGCGCUUGCUCACGCAGAUCUGUGCCCAGGCCGACGAGCGCCAUUUCCGCGCGUUCAUAUCCGACUUGCUGGAGCUCUUUGCGAUGGACCGCAAGUUGCUGGAGACGUGGGGCAGUUUGAUUAUUCGCCAGCUGUGUGCCAAGCUGCAGACCGAGCGUGUGUUUUGCACGCUUGCUGGCAUCCUCGAGUCGUACGAGGACUUGGAAUUCGCCUCGAUCAUGGUACAGAAUCUCAACCUGAUCCUCGUAGCGUCGCACGAACUGCAGCCUCUUCGUAAGCGCCUGCGAUCGUUGGACUCGAAAGAGAACCAGAAACUGUUUGUCCAGCUCCACCGCUCGUGGAGCCACAAUGCGAUCUCGGCUCUGUGCUUGUGUCUGUUGACGCAGUCGUACGAGCAUGCGUACAAUGUCCUGCGCAUCUUUGCCGAUCUGGAGAUCUCUUUAUCGAUGCUUCUGCAGCUCGAUAAGCUGGUCCAGAUGAUCGAGUCGCCCAUAUUCACGUCCAUGCGCCUCCAACUUCUCGAGCCUGAACAGAACCCGUUUUUGCUAAAGUGUCUCUACGGUGUACUUAUGCUUCUCCCACAAAGCUCCGCCUUUGCGACGCUGCGCAACCGAUUGCACUCUAUCAACGGCCUCGGCCAUGUUCUGCCGCCGGCGCGUAGCACGACCUCUUCGUUGCGGUCCUCGCGUGGCUCGAAUGCGCCUGCCUCCGACGUGCCGUGGGCCGAGCUACUGACCCACCUACGCACCGUACAAGCGCAGCACGAUCGACUGCGUACGUCGCAUGCGUCCACGACCACCGCAGCGAUGCCGGCGCCUACCACGACGCAUGAACGCGUUCGUGACACCUCGCUGUCCCGCGACGAGGCCGCUCGGCGGCAGCGUCGUAGUGGUCUGCCUGCCGACCCGAUGCCUUUCGCCUCGGCGACGCGCUCCACAGCGCCGCCGGGUAUCAUGUCGGUGCACAACGAGGCGAAAGCGCCUGUACAUAGUCGCGCAGCGCGUGAAUAA